Rhagoletis pomonella (apple maggot) is the source of this 342-nucleotide messenger RNA. RefSeq names its product serine protease inhibitor 77Ba. Gene Ontology annotation, molecular function: serine-type endopeptidase inhibitor activity. The record is from RefSeq and is a predicted model, not a curated record. Lineage: Eukaryota; Metazoa; Arthropoda; Insecta; Diptera; Tephritidae.
CUUCACUGAGCGCUCUUCAACGGAUCUCAAUUCAGUUUGCAAGCGCUGCUCAACGUCAAUGGUUUAGAACUCGAAAAGGAACCCGUUAAAAUAAAAUUAACCGCGUUGUAAAAUUUCGCUACUCCUAAAAUACUCAUCGGCAGCAAAAGCUUCGGAAUGUUGUUACGUAAAGCUAUUUACCUGCUCCUGCCCAUCACCGUUUGCCUCUUAAUCCACCUAACUGCCAGUGAAAUAUGCCGUAAAUUAGAUGAUACAAGCACAAUACUGCGUACAAAUCGGCAAGCAUUUCUAAGCAUAACAGAGGGUGCAGAGAAAUUUGGUUUGGAACUUUUUACAAAGAUA